Messenger RNA from Purpureocillium takamizusanense, 1410 nucleotides. RefSeq names its product Altered inheritance of mitochondria protein 32 (gene AIM32). The coding region runs from base 97 to 1374 and encodes 425 amino acids. The transcript is spliced from 2 exons. NCBI's taxonomy places the organism in Eukaryota, Fungi, Ascomycota, Sordariomycetes, Hypocreales, Ophiocordycipitaceae. The record is from RefSeq and is a predicted model, not a curated record.
GCCGCUUCUUAUAAGUCGACGACACGGGAGCCUUUUUGGCCAGCGCGGGUAGCAUUGCCCAGCAGCAGAAAAGCAUCACGCGCGCGCGGCCCAGACAUGUCCCUGUCCCUGUCGCUGUCCCUGCCGCUGCGGCCGACAGUGGCGGCGACGACGACGACGACGACGACGACGGGGCUGCUGUGCCGCUUGGCAUUCCGCCGCCAGCGUUGGGCGCCCCCUCCUACUGCUACUACUAUUCAAUCGGCAUCAAGUUCAAGGUCGAGACAAUCGUCCUCGUCACGCCCGCCUCCACCGCCACCGCCGUUCCCGACCGUCGCGACAUGUCCGGCCCCGACGUGCGGGUGCGCGCCGCCGCCGCCGCCCAUGCCGCCCGGGCUGGACAUUGACCGCAAGAGCCCGCUCAACGGCGUCAUGUCGGGGUACGCCGAGCAGGUGCUCGUGUGCACGGGCGAGGACGACUGGCCGUCGCGCAUCGAGGAGGAGAAUGGGGGCGACAACCUGGCCGCCGACCUCAAGGAGCUGUUUGGCCGCGGCGGCGUGUACAGCGACCCCUUCCACAACAUCUCCAUCCUCAACGCCUCCCUACCGAGCUCCGUGCCGCCUCGCCGAGAGGUGCAGAGCACGUCGGCCUACCUGCUGCCGAGCUUCAAGUACGUGCCCUUCCUGCCGCGCGUGUCCUUUGACAGCGUCCAGGCGCUGGCCAAGGGCUACCUGCUGCCGGAGCGCCUGCACGCGGCGCACGACGGCCUGUCGCCCAUCCACCGCGACCGCCUCACCCGCAAGCACGCCUACCGCGCGCUGCUGCCCGGCGCCUGCGACGUGCGCGACGUGCUCGUCCUCGUGUGCGGGCACGGCGGGCGGGAUGUGCGCUGCGGCGUCGUGGGACCGCUGCUGCGCGAUGAGUUUGAGGCGUGCCUCGAGCGCGAGGGCGUGGAUGUGCUGAGGGGACCGGUGGAGGUGGACUUGUCGUCGUCGUCGGGCAGCGGUGAUGGGGCGACUGCGCCACGUCUAGAGGCAGCGACGGAAGGCAACGGCGGCGAAGGAGGAGGUCGACGAGGGGCAGGCAGCGGGGGAGAAGCGGCCACCGCGGUGCAGCAGCAGCAGCAGACGACGACAAAGACGGCGCGUGUCGCGCUCAUCAGUCACAUCGGGGGCCACAAGUUUGCGGGCAACGUCAUCAUCUACGUGCCGCCGGGCCAGCGGCUGGACGACGGCAAGACGGCGCACCCGCUCGCGGGGCACGGCAUCUGGUACGGCCGCGUGGAGCCCCGCCACGUCGAGGGGCUCGUCAGGGAGACGGUGCUGCGCGGGACGGUGGUCGAGGACAUGUUUCGCGGGGGCAUUGAUGCGCAGCGGCGGAUACUGCGGCUGUGAAGGGAUGGCCAUGGUGGUGGUGCACUGGUGGUGAUG